Molecule: messenger RNA, 776 nt
Organism: Drosophila obscura
Lineage: Eukaryota; Metazoa; Arthropoda; Insecta; Diptera; Drosophilidae
Product: integumentary mucin C.1-like
Exons: 1
Coding region: 378-725 (115 amino acids)
Source: RefSeq, a predicted model, not a curated record
AUUCAAUCUAAUUAAGGCACUCGAAUGAAUAUCGGUUAUAUGGAUAUUAUUAUUUACUUAUUUUAUACCCGGUACUCAUUUUAUUAAUUUAUUAAUGUUAUUUGUUGAGGCCUAUAAACAUAUUCCUUUUCGUUUUCAAUUGCGUUAGCACUAUUUUUCUGCACAUCUGUGAUUGUUGUGUUUGUUGGUUAAACAUGACGUUUCAAAAGUCAGUCAACAAUUCGAUAGACGUCUAUUGCCAUUUCCAUACGCGCAAAAAUCCAACUGAUAAAACAAACCGAAAUUUCGCCAAGUCUAGAUUUGUAUAAAUACGGCUGGUGAUAGCAGAACAUAAUAUUGCGAAUUCAGCAACUACAUCGUAUAGUUCAGUUACCAAAAUGCUGGCUACAAAGUAUCUUUUCCUGACUGCCGCCUUCUUGUUCUGCGUGAGUGGGGCUCUGGCUGUGACCUGUGAGGAAGAUCCCACGGAUACCGCCUGCAUUGACUGCACCACCGAUCCCACCAACACAGAAUGUGUCACCACCACGACAACGACAACCACAACAACGACAACGACAACAACAACAGCAUCCACAGUGGCACCUGUGACGACUGCUGCCACGACUACUGCCCCAACAGCCGCCCCACAAACCACCAAGAAAGCGGGCAACGUGAAGAAGGUCACCAUUAGGAAUCUUAAAUACAAAGUCACGCGGAAGAUCAAGGUCACCAAUAAAUCUGGCUGAACGAAAAUUCAUCUGAAAAUAUAGUCUACUUUAUAGCCGAAAUAAAUAAAA